GUUAGUUAAACAAUACCCUUGUCAUUUAGCCACCUCUCUCCUUUUCCUCUCACCUCCCUGUCUCCUUCUUCUCCUAUUUUUUUCUACUGUCUGUCGGUUUGUUUCUCUUGCCCUCUUUAGCCUGUCCAUAAUUCCCUCUUUCUCUCCAUCUCACUAUCUAUCUAUCUAUCUAUCUAUCUAUCUAUCUAUCUAUCUAUUUAUCUCAAUCUUUGUCUUUCUCAUGAACACUUAUACACACACACACACACACACACACGCACACGUACACACGCACACGCACACAGAUACGCAUAAUUGCCACAUUUACGCUUUGAGUUUAUUAAUCGAGUCACUACUACAUUUGAUCGCUUUUCGCCUGCUUCCUUCACUCCUACACUCUAUCUCGCACGGUGUCUCCAUCUGUCUGUCUACCUGCUUGUCUGUUUGUCUGUCUGUCCACCCCUGUGCAUUUCACUCUCAUUCUUUCUUUCUUUCUUUCUCUCUCUGUCUCUCUCUCAUUUAUACUUUCACUUUCUGGCAAACUGCUUCUUUGCAUCUCGGGCUUAUUAUAUCUGAAACACAUAUACACCCAGUUCUCUCUCCCUCUCCUUCUCUCUGUCUCUCUCUGUCGCUGUUUCUCUCUUUCGUUCAUUCUCCCGCCUAUGCAUUUUCUACCAUUCGUACUGCCACCUGUUUUCGGCACUCGCGUUACACUGACCGUACAGCACAAUCACAACAACCGUCAAGUCACAACUGCUGCCAUCAUUACAACGCUCUUUCUACUAUCACACCGUUACCAUCAACACCAUGCAACUACAAUUACGGCCAUUGGCCCCUUACAUCACAACCACCAUAGCCCUGCUAACUUUACAUUAAUACCACUGCAACCACCACCAUCAUCACCACUACCACCACUACAACACCAGCACUAUCACAUCACAAUUAAACACUAUCACUCCAAACACCUGUUCCCACCCUAGCACUAACACCUACCGCUUCUAUUACCUCGACUGCCACCAUCACCACCACCACCACCAUCACUACUUUAACCUUGGUAUCAUUAUUACAAUCACAAAUUGCUAAAACAAGAACAACAACAACAGCAAAGAGAACUUAGUAAGAACCAACAAAAUAAAAGUAAAAAAAAAAAAUUCAAACCGAACGAAAACAAGCUUCACCAACAACUAACGCAAGACUACUACGACCGCUACCUUUUCAAUACUACAGCCACUACUACUACUACUACUACUACUACUACUACUACUACUACUAAAGCACUACAGCAGGGAUCACCAUCAUCACUAGAAGCCACUGCAGCAUUGAAAACAUUAUUACAACUAAUACCAGCAGCGGCAGUGUCAGCAGCAGUAGUAGUAGCUUUACCAAAAGCUAGCACCACUAUCGACACAUUAUCGACACAUUAUCGAUACCACCGACAGCAGUAUCAACAACACCAACAUUAACAGAACCAUUAACCAACAUUUCUAUAACUAGUAUCACCGCCACUACCACGGGAACUACUAUCACUACUACAAUUAUUACCACCAUUAUCACUACCACCACCACCACACACGCAAAAAAAGAAAAUAAUCCAGCGCGACCAUUACCACCUCCACUACGGCUACGACGACUACUACCACCAACACUCGUACCAACAUCACCAUUUCCAGCCACGUCAACACCAGGUGUCAACAAAAUGGGGACUUCCGAAUAUGGUGCGGUAUUUUUCUAUUGUUUACCAAAAUGCCUUAGAUGAAAUAGAAAGUUCCUCGGUUUGUGUACAAAAGAAGGAAUGUAUGUAUACAAACGAGGAACAACCGGUGUAUAUUUAUACAUACUUUUAUAUAUAUGUAUGUGUACAUCUACACAUGUAUGUAUAUAUGUAUAUCUAUGUACGUAUGUAAUGUGUGUACGGAAAGCCCUCACGCCAAAAACAUUCUCUACUCUUAUACGGUCCACCACAUGCUUACAAACAAAAUACUCACAUAGACACACUCACACAAACAUAGAUGGGUACUCACUCGCGCAUUCAUGCAAACACAAUCAAACAUAUGCGUGUAUAUAUGUGUUUUGUAUAAAUUGUAUGUGUACAUAACAAUUAACCCGUUGAAAUCGUUUUACUGACGCUAAAAGUUUGACAAGUUCCUAUCUCAUGGUAAUUUCUUCAUAACGAUAACGACUUCCAUUAUUCUGAAUUCUCAUCCUCCUUCUUUCUCUCUCACCACAUUUUCUCAACAUUGUUGUUGUUGUUGUUAUUCUUCUUCUUCUUAUUAUUAUUAUUAUUGUUAUUAUUAUUGUUGUUGGUGUUAGUGUUGGUUCAGUUUGUUGUUGUUUACGCGCUGUAUUGGAUUUAGAUGCUUACUUGGAACUGUUGAAGUUCGCUUAUUUUACUAAUACUCAUAGAAUGGAAUGAACGGCACCUCUUCUGAUAUGCUGCCACUAAAAACAAAAAACAAAAAACCAUAAAAAUAAAGCAAACUUUUCAUGGUCUGUACUUGUGUAAGAAAAACAAAAACGGCAAACACCAUAUCUUUUUUAACACGUUUUGAAAAUUUAAUUUGAUAUUUUCCUGUUCGUAUUAUUUUUCUAUUUCACCUGAACCGGUCGUUUUUGACAGACGUUAUUUACAUCAAUGCUUAACUGAAAGUCUUUUCCGAAAGUGUUUUCUUACCUGUUACUACCACAGCGGUUGUUUUGCUUGGCUGACUUGAUAACCAUAGCAAUAGAAAGAGGGGAAAAAAGUGAGAGGGGAAAAGAAAAAUCAGAAUGAUGAAGUGAGAGGAAAGGAGGAAGAGUAAAAGAGAGUGAGAAAAAAGAAAGAAAGAAAGAAAGAAAGAAAGAAGAAUGACAGAAGAACAAUAUAAAACAAGAGUAGCUAACUGAAGAGCAGGAAGUAGAAGUAAAUAGAAAAGUGAAAUAGUAAGAGUGAGUGAAGAAGUCGGACAGGCAGACUGACAACGAGGUGGUUGAGAAAGAUAUAAACAAUAAGAGAGAGUGAGGGGAAAACGAGAGAGUAUGUGUGUGUGUGUGUGUAUAUGCCAGAGAGCACGAGGGAAUGAGAGUCAAAAAAGGAUGAGAAGGAAAAUAGUGAAAACAACAGACCUUCUGUGAACAGGAGGACAGGAGUAUUACAAAAUCCUGACUUGUUUCCCUCCCAAACAGAAUGAAAUGUUUGCAUUAUCAACACAUCCACGUUCAGUGGUAAAACACUCGAUUCGUAAUAUUCGAGUCGAGUACAGGUUCCACCAGUCGAAUUUUCUAUGGAUGUUCGCUGCUAUGAUUUUGUUUUCUGUUUUUAAAAGCAAUAUUUCAGCUUUGAACAGCAAUGAGUUUCUGGGUACAUCAGCCCAAACCAGGCAAAUACAGAAUCGGUCAACUAUGUCAUUCAAUAACCUUUCUUCCUUUCCACAUGCUACUCACACUUCACCAUUGCAUUCCACAUUAAACAGCAAAACUUUGACAAUUAUUUUGCCAGACCCAGAUUUCUGUAAUCUGACGUUAUUAGAAAAAAUUAAAACCUGGACCAAAAACAUGGCUAGUCAAAUGCAAUACACACUUUCACCGUCCCCGACAGCUUCUGCUACGGAUAAAAUAGCAGCGAACUCUUCAAAAUCAUCUAAAUUGGAAAUUAAAAAGGCAACCCCAAAGUUUACUUUCAAAUGGCACACAUUCUGCGAGGUCCAUGCAAACAACAAAGGAAGGGAAAAUAUAGAUAUUUUCGAAAGGCCAGAUGUAGCCCUCUAUAAGCUAUUUGAAGAUCCCGGAACUUGUAUCGUGCUCAGCUUGCCAAAAAGACAAGAAUUGCCACUAAGAUAUGUCGAUCGUAACCAACAUUGGCAAAACUUAUAUCCUCAGCAGGAUGAAAAAUCUGGAAACAAGGAGGUUUUUGAUAUCUGGAGUAUAGAAGACUUACGUGUUCCCCAGGAGGAUUUUUACCACAAUGUUCUAAGCUUAGCUCCUGUAUGGCAAAAACCUUAUAUCGCAGCUAACGGUGAUGUUAUCGUUCAGGAUGUCAGAACCCCACAUAUUAUCAGCUUGGUGCCUAAGAUUUUACAAAUAGUGAAGGCAUUAAGUGUCAUAUUUGACCACUUCCAUUGGCAACAUCUAGUAAUCAUUAGUAACCAAGAUGGAUAUUGGUUGGAGUUUGCCAGGAAAAUGUUUGUAGAGCUUGUUUUACGCCACUUUUAUGUAAAAUCUUUCAUAUUUGAAACGGAUAAAUUACUAACCGCAACUGAGGGUCAUGAAGAAAAUAUCACGAAUUUGGACAAAGCUUAUUAUAGAGUUUCAUUUUCUUCACAGAAAAUGUAUAAAACAAAUAUAUGCAUUGUAUGGAAAAAAAAAAAGCACGCGAAAAUUAUCCUACUAUACCCGAGCACACAAGGAACCAUAAAAAAUAGAGAUAUAAAUAAAUAAAUA
Molecule: messenger RNA, 4395 nt
Organism: Octopus bimaculoides (California two-spot octopus)
Lineage: Eukaryota; Metazoa; Mollusca; Cephalopoda; Octopoda; Octopodidae
Product: atrial natriuretic peptide receptor 1
Biological process (GO): receptor guanylyl cyclase signaling pathway; intracellular signal transduction; protein phosphorylation
Cellular component (GO): plasma membrane
Molecular function (GO): guanylate cyclase activity; adenylate cyclase activity; ATP binding
Source: RefSeq, a predicted model, not a curated record